Setaria italica (foxtail millet) is the source of this 1289-nucleotide messenger RNA. RefSeq names its product protein G1-like7. Gene Ontology annotation, biological process: mRNA transcription; response to light stimulus. The record is from RefSeq and is a predicted model, not a curated record. The transcript has a single exon. Lineage: Eukaryota; Viridiplantae; Streptophyta; Magnoliopsida; Poales; Poaceae. Bases 187 to 924 code for a protein of 245 amino acids. Gene Ontology annotation, cellular component: nucleus.
CGUUCAGUUCACCUCCCUUUCCUCCGCUCCACUCCCCCCCGUCGCUCUCCCACCCGCAUCCCAUCGCGACCCAACCCCGCCCCGGACGCUGCUGGUGCCGCGCGUCUCCACUGAUCUCCACGAUACCGCGCGCUCGCCCGGCGCCCCGGCUCCGGCCCCGGCCGGCCGGGUGAGCGAGCUAGCUGCAUGGAUCCCCCGGGGCCAGCCGGGCCGUCCACGGCGGCGGGGGGCGACGCGCAGCAGCACCAGGUCCAGCCGCUGGCGCAGGCGCAGCCGCAGCAGGUCGCGCCGCCGGCGCCGCCGCCGCAGCUGAGCAGGUACGAGUCGCAGAAGCGGCGGGACUGGAACACGUUCCUGCAGUACCUGCGGAACCACCGCCCGCCGCUGACGCUGGCGCGGUGCAGCGGCGCGCACGUCAUCGAGUUCCUCAAGUACCUGGACCAGUUCGGCAAGACCAAGGUGCACGCCGCCGAGUGCGCCUACUUCGGCCAGCCCAGCCCGCCGGCGCCGUGCCCGUGCCCGCUGCGCCAGGCCUGGGGCUCCCUCGACGCGCUCAUCGGCCGCCUGCGCGCCGCGUACGAGGAGAGCGGGCACCCGCCGGAGUCCAACCCCUUCGCGGCCCGCGCCGUGCGGAUCUACCUCCGCGAGGUCCGCGACGCGCAGGCCAAGGCGCGGGGCAUACCCUACGAGAAGAAGAACCGCAAGCGCAAGCAGCCCGCGCCGACGACGGGCCCAGGGGAGGCGUCGUCGUCAUCGGCCGCCGCGGCAGCAGCACGGGACGCGGCUGCCGCCAGCGGCGGAGGCGGGUCCAGUGGCGGCAGCGCGGCGGCGGCGGUGGGAGCUGCACCGACGACUGGCCAAGCGGGAGGGAGUGGCAGUACUACCGCCGCUGCUGCUGCACCGGCCAGCACAUCCCGAGUAUAGUAGAAUCACUUUGCAAACCAUGGUCUAUUUGCUUCUGUACGUCUCGCUAUACCUCGAGCUUUGCAACAUUUGAGCUAUUUCUUCUGCCAUUUGGUUUCAGCGUCCUUCUUGCUCGAUCUUUAGAAAUUUCCUCUCUCCCUGCUUGUUCUUGUUUUUUUUGGCUGGAUUUCUUCCUGCUCUUUUCUUGAGCUAGCCAUUUUCACUAUAUAUGCUGAAUUAGCCAGCAGCUACUAGGUCAGUAAUAAUACAUGGAAAUUUGGCAAAAAUUGUAGUAGCCAGGACGGCCGUCCUUGCUGUUUUGCUUAUGUCUCCUGCAUACCUAUGGUGAGAUCAAAUAAGCAAGAUUUGAGGUUAAUUACUGGAUC